Messenger RNA from Acanthaster planci (crown-of-thorns starfish), 3447 nucleotides. Its product is annotated as ras-related and estrogen-regulated growth inhibitor-like. NCBI's taxonomy places the organism in Eukaryota, Metazoa, Echinodermata, Asteroidea, Valvatida, Acanthasteridae. The record is from RefSeq and is a predicted model, not a curated record. Gene Ontology annotation, molecular function: GTPase activity; GTP binding.
UCCACUCAGUUGACUGGACGUUCAACCUCGCGCACGAAAGUGUACAUGCUCACUUCGAGACCCACCGAGAGGAUGCUUUUAUUGUAUCCCAGCUUCGAUUCAACCUCAGGUGCCCUCCGCAUGAUAAUAACCAGUGGCUCCUGUUGGACCAUUUUCAAGGAAGGAGGCAGAAUUUUCUAAAGCUUAGUCGCAUGUUCCAACCUUGGAUCAGCAGGAUUAGCAUUGAGAAGUGAUGGGCGUGUUUCAUCCUUGGCAGUGGUUUUUCCUUCAGUAGCAUUGUUCAGUUUAAUACCGUCAACGCUGGCUACACGGGAAGUACUGUGCUUUGAUACUCCCCGAGGCAGGAUUCCGUAAAAAAAAAAACCAAAACCUGGGGAUUAUCAACAGCGUACCGCAAGGUGUUCACCGAAGGACGCAUCGGUGUUGUUCCGCUGCACUUCACUAGAUGGAACUUGAAAAUUCUCUUUAGAAUUUUUUUUUUAAAUUUGGACUCUGCUAUUGUUCUAUCUUGCUUUCGUCAUGCCGUGACACGCACGAUUGACCGAAUGCGACAGUCCAUUGUAUCAGAGUGUCUUAUUUAAACAGUCCUUCACUUUUCGCACCCUUCAGAAUUUUGUUGGAAAACAAAAGGCAUAAUGGUGACGGCACUGCAGACGGAAGUUGCCUUAAAACGGCACGCUUGAAGGUAGCAUUACUUUCAGUACACGUACUUCGCUGUGUAGAUCCUCACUACUGAAUGGAACGAACCCCUCGAACCCGUUGACGAUUUCGAACUUCAAGUUUUCGGAUUGAGCACGUUCAUCCUGUCGCGAUCAAUGAAGACGCCGUCUAUCGAAACGCCGACCCCGGACGGACUGACCGAGAUCCGAUUCGGUGAAGGGGGCGGCUACACGGGUGCGGACAUGAGGGUCAUGGCGGGCCCCCGGGAGUCCCCCUGCAAGGGUACCUUGGUGGUGGAAUCGGCCCAGGCUCACACCCUGGGCCACGGCAUGAAUCAGGACGUCACCGACGCCCGGAUCAUGGUGCUGGGGGCAGAGAGCGUCGGAAAGUCCGCUGUCACCGUUCGAUUUCUCACGAAGAGGUACAUCGGAGAGUAUGAAUCUAACAUUGAUCUUCUGUACCGACAGACGGUUGUGCAUAAUGAGGUUCCUGUGUACAUGGAGGUACUGGACACCUGUCCCAAGGGUGAGCAGCUGUCUGAGCGCGAUUCUCACUUACGCUGGGCCAACGCUUUCGUCAUUGUGUACAGCGUGUGCAACCGGACUACUUUCAAAGACGUGGAGACCCAAGUGAAGCACAUACAGAUGACCAAGUCUCCCUGCUCCGUCCCCAUCGUCAUCAUCGGCAACAAGGCCGACCUGGAGCAUCGGCGGGAGGUCAUGCUGGACGAGGGCCGCGACCUGGCCGAGGAGUACGGCUGCUACUUCUUCGAGGUGUCAGCCGCGGACGGCUACACCGAGGUGCGUGAAGCGUUUCUGGCCCUGCUGAAGGAGGUGUACGAGGCAACCAAGAACAAGCUGCAGGUCAAACGGCGGAGGAGCAGUGUCACGCGCAAUGUGGCCAACAAGGUCAUGCAGGCGAUGUUCGGCUCUCCCAGGAGAUCUCGCAAAAUCUCGUUGCCCUAACGAUGGGAAAAUCGUGCAGGUUCAAACCGUCGUCAGUAACAACUGAGAAACAUACUUGCCAUUUUGCCCCUAUAUUUGAUAUAAUUUUGUACAUAUUACAAUCAGAAGUCAAUCUACACAUGCAAAAUGAAAAAAAAUGUAACAAUGCACGAUGACAGCGAAGACUGUUUUGUAAUGUUUGGAACAAAAAGUAUUUGAGAAGCACGUUUGCUGCGUUUUCUGUAAUUACUAUACAGAGUCAGCCUGGAAACGUUCCUAACUACUGCCGCAUUCGAGGUUCUUAUUACAAGACGACGAAGGAUAUCUUCAUGAAGUGGACUGUGGCUACACAAUUUCAUUUUGUACACUUUAUUUUUAAGGACUCUUGUGGCUGUUUUCAACGCAGAAGAAAACUUCGCAUUAGGAAUGUGAUUCAGCAUGGCAAACGCAAUGCGCUGUGGGGACGUCCUUCUUUCAUUCACGUGACAAAUUCCACCCUAGAGGACCGCAACAAGUGUUUGUCCCGCUGCUCAUGGUGACGCUCUGUGUAGAAAGCGAUGGCAGAAACAAUAACCAUUGCCAACCGUCUCCACGCGAAAAAAAUAGCUUUACGCCGUCUGUCACUCUAGAUUCUGAUCUCCUCCCCAAAGGAAAAAAAAAAUUAUUGGGAUUUUUAGCACCCUCGUUGAUGGUUGAGUAUAGACUUAAGGGUUCCUCAAAAUGCUCAAGAUUUUUAAGGCAGAGAAAAUGCUCCAAGUAAACUCACAUAAUGCAGUACUUUAAAUUAACACGACAACUCUCUUUGAAGAAACAUUAGAUUGUGUACGGUAUGCUACACGUAUACAAUAUUGCAAUCACCAACGAUGUUGAUGUGUGAUAACAAAGAUAAUUCUUGUCUGACGCCUGUUUACAUGCACGUGUUUAUUUUAUUACUGUCCAUAACUGAUGAACAGGCAUAUUAUAUAUACAAACGCUAUCUAAAAGGCUUAAGUUUAUAUACUUUGAACAGGAGUACAGCUCGUCACACUUGUUUGUAAGUAAGCAUAUCUUAGUCUUUUUGUGGGACGAGUUUUUCGUAUAAAAUUACAGUUAGAUCAUCAUAUUUUUGGUAUUUCAUCCAUGGAAUCGAAAGGUAUGCAACCCAGUUUUAAGAAAUCGAAAGACUGUGGGCACCAGCAAAAGUCAAAGCCGAUGACCGUUCGGGAACGGUCCGGGGAAGAUUUCAUUUCAUCCUUGCACCCAUGAUGCUCGUCCUUAUGACAGACACCAACACAGUGUUAUGUGCAAUAUUUUGUAAAUACGAAAUAACUUAAGUAUAAUAUGCCAAAAAGUUUAAACCCAAACGCUGCACCGAUUGAAUUUGUACACUGAAGGCCAGUUCGUGCUUAAAGCGAAAACGAACGCUGUGAAUAAGUGGCUAGGCGGCAAAUUCAAGACAAUUUAUCAAAAUUUGCAGACAUGCCACUCUGGCGAACUGUCAGCCUCGUACAGGGUUUCUUAAAGUCUGUUUCGCUUCUCAUUUGCAUUCGUGUUUUAAUAACGACCCGGCCUCGUGACAACAGCUCGCCGAAUUGUGUACGCACGUGUAAUCACAUUGGAACUACUGAGGGCGCUAUACUACCGUGGCAGUUCCACUCAUGGCGCCACCGUUGUGGAGUUCGUUAAAAUUAAGUUUGGUGGUCGCAUAGGUCAUUCAUGUCUCAUUUCAAUUUAAGUGAGUCAGAUUUAACAAUACAUGUAAAACUACGCGUAUAAGCUGUCAACCUUGCCUUUGAAGGCCCCUAGACAGUUCCAUCAUUAUUUCUUUUGGCCUGAUAAUGUAAUAAAAGAUAAUCAAGUUGAA